Messenger RNA from Penicillium robsamsonii, 660 nucleotides. RefSeq lists its product as uncharacterized. Lineage: Eukaryota; Fungi; Ascomycota; Eurotiomycetes; Eurotiales; Aspergillaceae. The transcript has 3 exons. The record is from RefSeq and is a predicted model, not a curated record. The coding region runs from base 1 to 660 and encodes 219 amino acids.
AUGGAGUAUUAUUCCGAACUAAAGUCUUUGGACGACUGGUUAGGUAAUGCGAGCGACAUAAUUUGCUACAUUGAUGAGCAACUCGGCGCCCAGAGAGUUGGUCUACCACAUGGUGUCAAGGCAGGCGAGGAGUUAACUCAUCUUUGGGGCGGAAGGUCAGAUAUCCGGGAGUCCUACAUGGAAGAAAGUCGCCAACCAGAGAUUGAGCUCGCAUGGGAGCUCGAGGACGUUAGGGAAGACCCAUCAGAAAAAGAUCUCCCGCACGCGAUUGCAAUAAUGACUGCGGCAGUUCCCGCCAAUUUUGCCGACCGAAGCAUCACCCUCCAUGAAGUCAAAUGCCUAGUUGGCCUGAUGUGGAGUCGGGAAGCGCGUGGCCCUUUCUGGAGAGAUGAGAUCCAGCCGCUGUUGCUGAUCUCAUACAUGGGCCAAAGGCACGGGAGGAUCACGCAAGCUACAUUCGAUGGAGAACGGCUGAUUAUACAGUAUUCUAAACCAUUCAGCUUUGAGGACGAGACUGAGGCCUUGGUGGAGCUUUUUCUUCGCUACAUAAUGAGUCUCCCUGUCGGACUAAGAGGAUCGGUUCUUCCAUUUCGGGUGCUUAGACAUAGUGUCGAUGGACACAUGGACGUGGAUCCACCUAUCCUUCCAGAGCUUGUGUAG